AUGACAGAUGCUGAAAGAUGGGAAGUUUACCGUGCGUUGUUGCAAAGAAGUAAUAAUGGAGUUCUGAAGAGGGGGACAACGAAGGAAGUUGCAAAUUUACUUGCAGUGCCGAAACAGUCGGUACAGAAAAUUUGGCGAAGAGCCAAAGAUAAUGUUUCUAAUGGUGAAGCUGUUGAUGUAUCACACAGGAGGAAAGGGAAGUGUGGUCGCAAACCAAAGGAGAUUGACUUGGAGCAAAUUUUUAAUAUCCCAUUACAUUGCCGGACAACCAUGAGAUCGAUAGCUGUAGUUUUGGAGGUCAGCCCAAGUACUAUUCACAGAUAUGUGAAACAUGGUCUCGUGAGACGACAUUCCAAUGCAAUCAAACCAACUCUAAAAGACGACAAUAAGAAAGCUCGGGUAAAGUUCUGCUUAUCUAUGCUUGAUAAAAAUACUUUUUCUCAUCAGCCAAAGUUUGUUGAUAUGUUCAAUAUCAUACAUAUCGAUGAGAAAUGGUUUUACAUGACUAAGAAGUCAACGACGUAUUAUCUACAUCCCCUCGAAGAAGAUCCGGUACGUUCGUGUCAAAGCAAAAAUUUUAUUGGAAAAGUAAUGUUUCUAGCUGCUAUGGCUCGCCCAAGAUUUGACGAAGAAGGAAACGAGAUAUUUUCUGGCAAAAUUGGAAUGUUUCCUUUUGUUACAAUGCAAGAAGCUCAGCGACGGAGUCGAAACAGAGAAGCGGGAACCAUGGAAUUGAAGCCGAUGGACUCUAUCAAGAGAGAAGACAUAAAAAGAUGCUUGAUAGAAAAAGUUCUUCCAAAUAUUCGCGAGAGGUGGCCGACGGAAGAUUUUGGGAAAACCAUUUUCAUCCAACAAGAUAAUGCAAGAACACAUGUUGACGUAAAUAACGAAGAAUUUCAAGAAGCUGCUUCACAACAUGGAUUCGAUAUUCGGUUGAUGUGUCAACCGCCAAAUUCACCAUAUAUGAAUAUUUUGGAUCUUGGAUUUUUCCGUGCCAUUCAGUCGUUGCAACAUAAAGUGUGUCCCACGACGGUAGAGCAACUUGUUCAUGCGGUGGAGGAAGCGUAUGAUGAAUAUCCUCCGAAACAAGUCAACAAGAUCUUUUUGACUCUACAGUCAUGUUUGCUAGAGACCAUGAAAAUUGGAGGUGCAAACACAUACAAAAUUCCACAUAUGAAGAAAGAUCGAUUGGAAAGAGAAGGACGUCUACCUAUCCAAUUGGCUUGCGAUCCCAUCUUAGUACAAGAGGUGAUAAGUUCUUUAGCAUGUUAG
This is a messenger RNA of Microthlaspi erraticum, 1272 nucleotides long. The record is from the annotation of a GenBank genome assembly. NCBI's taxonomy places the organism in Eukaryota, Viridiplantae, Streptophyta, Magnoliopsida, Brassicales, Brassicaceae.